AUGGUCCAUAAAAAUCGUUCAUCUCGCAAAUCAUGCCCCGUCAAGGAUGUCAGUCCAUUACGCAACUCUCUGACUGUAUCGGCUAACAAGUAUGAGUUGUCCUCUAGUCCUCGCAUUGGCUACGCUCUGGAGGUGCCCAGCCGCAAUGUGGUUCAAGCAACCUCGCCUUUGAGUGCCUGGCACUACAACAACAUGGUCAAGAAUAACCGCGAGCAAUUCAAUAGCCUCCACUUCUGUUAAAGAAAAGAGGCUUGGAAAGCUCUCACCACGUUGUAAUGCCUCAAAGCAGACAGCUGGACAAUCAAAUCAAAAUUUGGUGAUUAAGAAAAAAAGCAAAAAAAAAAAAUAAAAUUCCAUUUUCAUUGAAUUCAUAAAAAAUUCAUAAGAAAGCAAAGAAACAUGGCCAAACCAGA
This is a messenger RNA of Stomoxys calcitrans (stable fly), 413 nucleotides long. RefSeq lists its product as uncharacterized. The coding region runs from base 1 to 240 and encodes 79 amino acids. The transcript has a single exon. NCBI's taxonomy places the organism in Eukaryota, Metazoa, Arthropoda, Insecta, Diptera, Muscidae. The record is from RefSeq and is a predicted model, not a curated record.